Megalops cyprinoides (Indo-Pacific tarpon) is the source of this 552-nucleotide messenger RNA. RefSeq names its product zinc finger MYM-type protein 1-like. Lineage: Eukaryota; Metazoa; Chordata; Actinopteri; Elopiformes; Megalopidae. The record is from RefSeq and is a predicted model, not a curated record. The transcript has 3 exons. The coding region runs from base 1 to 552 and encodes 183 amino acids.
AUGACUGGAUUCGGCAACUGGGAAAAAGCUACCGAAAGAUUCAAAGAACACCAGAAAAGUGGCACGCACAUUUCUGCAGUGUUAAAGCUGAAAGGAUAUGAACAGUCACGUAAAACGGGAAGCGUUGCCUCUCAGACCAGCUGUGAACAUGCAAAGAAAGUUGAUGAAGACAGACAGUAUCUGAAGAAAAUUUGUGAGACUUUGCUCUUUUUUUGCCAAGCUGGCAUUGCCCUUCGUGGUCACAAUGAAGCUCACUGCUACGAUGGUGCGGCUAACAUGCGGGGAGCUUACAGUGGUGUUGCUUCACAGAUUUUGUGUGAAAAUCCUUUAGCAGUGUACAUACAUUGCCAUUCGCAUGUCCUUAACCUCUGCAUUGUGGAUGUCUGCCACAGCAUUACAGCUGUAAGACACAUGCUGGCCAAUGCUUCCUCGCUCUAUAACUUCAUCGAGGGCUCGGCAAAACGGCACACUGUUUUUGAGUCAAUGCAGGGCCAGGGCGACGGCAUUUUUGGAAAAGCUGCAACACUGAAAGCCCUUUGUGACACCAGGUAG